Messenger RNA from Athalia rosae (coleseed sawfly), 783 nucleotides. RefSeq lists its product as uncharacterized. The coding region runs from base 1 to 783 and encodes 260 amino acids. NCBI's taxonomy places the organism in Eukaryota, Metazoa, Arthropoda, Insecta, Hymenoptera, Athaliidae. The transcript has 4 exons. The record is from RefSeq and is a predicted model, not a curated record.
AUGUCUGAUUGCGCAGAUCAGGGAGAAGCAACGGUUGAGCAAGAGAUUGCGAAUACUUCGAAAAAUACCAGCAAGAUUUCGUUAACUAAGAGACAGCUCUAUGGAGAUAACAGAAAUUUUUUUUUAUCAGAGCCUACACUUUCAAUCGGUGGACCAAAUAUUGCCAAAAAAAUAUCAUCUGUUCCCAAUAUCGACAUUGAAGUAAAUUAUGAUGAUUUAUGUGGCAAAUGGUCUUGCCCACCAAUUCCAGCAUAUCUGCCAUAUGAUAUUCCUUUAGUUCCUCAAAUAUGUACUUGGGUAUUUAUCCAACAAAUAGAUAUGCCAUAUAUGAAACAGUGCCAAGACAGCAAAGAUGCUAUACUUUCAUUAAUCGGGUAUAAGUUACCGGAUAACACUUUGUUUCGUGGUCAGAACAAGGAAAUUUUUCUCCAAUUAAUGUGGGAGGUUUUCAGAUUUUCCAGAGAUAAUGGUUUUACUGAAAUGGGCAUUUCUUCAUUGCUUGGACUGUUCUAUUUUACACAUCGAUAUUUUUUGACAACAUCCUGGCGUACAGCUCGAGAAACAUACGAAUUUUUUAAAGAAGGUUUACUCCUUCAUUCUGUUCUGGACCCUCCAAAAAGUAUUGAAGUAUUUACACCGACAGAAUGUAAACAGUCCCUAGAUUUAUUUUUUAAGGUAUAUAUGCGUCAAUUACCUUUGUUGCGAUUUGUUUGUCUCCCCAAUUACCGAUUGAUAAUGACCUUGGAGAGAGACACUCCACAACGGGGAGAUGAAGAAAAGUAA